AUGGCCUCAGACUUCGCAGUAUCGGGGAACACUGACCGUUCCAUCCCCAAUGGUACCGCAGCCCCAACGCCAACCGAUGUCUUUACUCACGCCAACCAAGAGCUACUGCCCCAAUUACAAGCCUCCAAUGAAUCCGAUGUCUCAAGGUCUCAAGUUUCAACGCCCGUGAGCCAGGAGGAAGACCCUAAUGCCAACCGACGCAAGAGAAGGAAGACAGAGAAAAGCAAGCUGGACCAAGAGACCACUGUAAAGUCAGGCUUGUCGGGAUGGCUGGGAAUCGAGGCUCCAGAAGCCGUAGCUGCUGCACCCACCAUCAACAUUGAACCUCCCCCGUCCAUCGCUCCUCGUCCCCAGUCGCCUCGGUCCCCAAUCAACAAUAGCGCUCCGGAACAAGACCUGAAUCCCACCGAACAAGAAGACAAACACGCGUCUACUAGAGGCAAAAGGAAGACCUUGAAGUUGAAUGCCAAUGGUAGAUUGCUGAGCUCACCUCCUGUCAGCUCUACAGAAAUAGCGGGUGCAACGCAAACGGGAAACAAGCGACGAAGAGGGGGAAAGGUCCGAAGCAAGCUGGCCAUCCUCAAAUACAGCGUUACAGGAGAGAGAAAAGCUGGGAAUUUGAUCGAUGAAAUUCUCAAUGGUCAGAGGGUGUACAAGGCGGCUCCUCCGCGGCUCGCAGCCGCCCCAAAAAAGACCGUGAACGAGCCUGCGAAGGCAACACAUCCUUUCUUUGUGAAGAAAGCGGCCCAGAAGCCCCAGGAGAAUAAACCUUCCGUGGCUAGUUCAAAUACCGAAGCCUCGGGCCCAGGAAAGACCACUGCCCCUUCCACAUCGGAGGUCAAGCGAGAAUCACGGCCCUUUCCAACAUUCCCCUCAACCUUUAGUCGGAAUAAGCCAAAGUUCCCGGAGCUUAUCGAACCUUUGUGGCCACCAAAGGAUCUUAUUCAUGUCAGAUCUAUUGAUCCGCAACAGCCCACUCGCCCCCUCACUCUCGAUCCCCUCACAAAUGACCAAAAGAAAGCCAAGUCGCCAGUUAUCUUUAUCGCCGAUGACGAGAAUGCCCUUUUAACCAGCACAUCCAAUGCACGAAAAGCGGCAACUUUGUCCAUGGGAGGUCACGACACAUCGAAUCUACGGUUGCCUGUCCGGCAUAUUGCCAGUGGACGGGUCCUGCAGACUGCGAUUGAUAACCAGAUGUCCUGGUCGUUACCAAACUCGCGUUAUACGACCCAAUCUAUCACUCCGGUCAUAUCAAAACUUCGAUCAGCCUUGCUCUCGUCGUUUUCCGCUUUUGAUCGCGGGAAAUAUGAAUCGCAACUCUGGCCUCAUAAAUACGCACCCAAAAAAGCGGAGGAUGUGCUUCAAGUCGGCCGCGAGGCCCAGGUACUCCGUGACUGGCUCCUUCACCUCAAAAUUACGGCAGUCGACACUGGAAAGCCAUCAAAAGACAACGCCAGGUCCAACUCCAAACCCGACAUGAAAAAGAAGAAACGGCGAAAGAAUAACGACAAACUUGACGGUUUCAUCGUCUCCAGUGAAGAAGAGGCAUCUGAAAUGGACAAUCUCUCUGGUUCAGACGAUGAGCUGGCUGGGGAUGUCACGGUGUCUGCUCAGCGAACGGUGAUUCAAUCCGGAGAUCUGGCAUUUUCUUCAUCGCAUGGAGGGGAGAGAGGUCGGGUCGCAAAUGCAAUCCUUUUGAGCGGCCCAUCCGGCUCUGGUAAAACGGCCUCAGUGUAUGCAGUGGCCAAAGAACUUGACUUCGAGGUGUUCGAGAUCAAUGCUGGCAGCCGUCGCAGUGCAAGAGAUAUGCUGGAAAGAGUCGGCGAUAUGACCCAGAACCACUUGGUCCAUCUUCUGAACGAAGCCGAUGACUCGUCUGCCAAGCCCCGAGCACUUACGACGGACGACGACACCAAACAGAACAAGUUGAUGGGCUUUUUCAAAGGACAAUCAUCCAAGAGUGCAAAUUGCGACAAGAAAAGUACUCAGCCAAGUCCGACACCCGAUUCCGAGGCAAAGCGCAAUCGUGAACAAAAACAAUCUUUGAUUCUUCUCGAAGAAGCUGACCUGCUUUUCGACGAAGAUAAGCAAUUUUGGACGGGCGUUCUCACCCUCAUCAGCCAGUCAAAGCGGCCGAUUGUCAUCACAUGCAACGACGAAUCAUUAGUGCCUAUUCAGGACAUGUCUUUACACGCAAUUCUCCGAUUUCAAAGACCCCAUCGUGAUCUCGCCAUCGACUAUUUAUUGCUUGUAGCCGCGAACGAAGGACAUGUACUCAAGCGGGAGGCUGUCAGCAAGCUCUACGAUGGGUCAGGCAUGGACAUCCGAAGGUCUAUGAUGGACCUGAAUUUCUGGUGCCAGAUUGGCGUCGGAAGUAAAAAAGCGGGUCUUGAUUGGAUCCUAUCCCUGUGGCCUCCAGAAGCGAACUUGGAUCAGAAUGGAGACAGGGUUCGAGUUCUCAGUCUCAACACCUACGAGCCUUACAUGGGAUGGUUCAAUCGUGACGUCUUUCUGGAACAGAAGCCCCUGGACAACGAAACGGAGAGUUUACAAAAUACCUUUCAAGGGUGGAGACUCGGUAUACAAGACUCGGAGGAAGCGGCCCGCGGUAGCUUCAUUGAAACUAUACCCCAUGAUCAAUACCGAUCGCGGUCAAAGAUGGAGCAGCUUGAUUUGAUGAGUCGUGAAGCCGAAUACCUGGAGAUGAGAAGCUCCCUCGACCUUCUCUGCUCCGAGUGUCCUUUGGACAUGCUACAGGCAAGUGUCCUCUCCUCUAUGAAAUGGCUAUUGGAACUAACCAUGUUGCAGGAUGUUGUGGAUUCAUCUGCUCCCCCACUCCCCGAAGCCCACCGGUCCAACUAUGUCGAAGCCUAUCCCCUCCUGCAAGCUGACUUGCGACCCGAGCAUUCGUCCUUGAGUGAGAACAUUAGUGUCACAUUCGAUGCCCUGAUAUCUCAAACCUUCCGCCCAAAAACCGAAGAUUACGAGAGUUCUAGCGUGGCUCGGAUUUUCAAUGGUUGGGCCAAGGCUGGUGCGCGUCGGAUGCAUUUCCCAUCUACUCUGCCCAGUUUCCAGAAAGUAUUCGAGCCCAUCAUGCGGGCAAAUUACUCCAUGCCCAUCCCGACUGGGCGCUUAGCACCGUCAUUUGAAAACAGUCUUGCCCCUAUCACCGAAGAUAUCGCCCCUUAUGUUCGUGCUAUCAUGGUUUUCGACGGUCGAUUGAAAGAGUACCGCGACAACCUGAGUGCGAUCUUGACAAGGGAAAAUGGAAAUUGCGAAAAACGUGGCCGAACAACCCGCGCCAGUCGAGCCGCGCUCGAAGGAGGCGACAAGGCUUUCACGCGGAAAGAAAGAUGGUUCCCAAAUGAUACGAACUAUUUCUGGGUACAGGCCACGGGCAAGUACGAGUGGCAGAACAUCUUGUUUCAGAUGGGACACUUCCAUGUUCAGCCUGCCAUGGAGCCCACCGAGGAAACCGCUAGCCAUGAUUCUGAUGAACCACGAUCUCAAGAGGGAGUUUUCUAG
Penicillium cinerascens is the source of this 3525-nucleotide messenger RNA. RefSeq lists its product as uncharacterized. Gene Ontology annotation, cellular component: nucleus. Gene Ontology annotation, molecular function: ATP hydrolysis activity; ATP binding; DNA binding. The transcript has a single exon. NCBI's taxonomy places the organism in Eukaryota, Fungi, Ascomycota, Eurotiomycetes, Eurotiales, Aspergillaceae. The record is from RefSeq and is a predicted model, not a curated record. The coding region runs from base 1 to 3525 and encodes 1174 amino acids.